CACCGAAGGGCCGUCGCCGCCACCGCCACCGCCACCGCCACCAGUUAUUCUUGGGAUGUGUUCUUGUGAUAUCGAGAUGAGAUUUUGAUCAGCUCUUAUCCCAUCUUGGAUUGAUUGUGGAGCAGAUAUCACCAAUAUUGUCUUCAAAUCUUUUAGAGAGCUGUUAUUUCAGGGAGAGAGAGUUCAUGAGUGGUGUAACCAAGAAGCAUCAGCGCAGCCCUUUGGAAGAGGGCAAUGCAUAGUUCUAGUGUAAGAUAUAUACCUUGCGGGUGGGCUGCAUCCCCACACAAAGGCAAAUGGCAGCAAAGAUUUGGUGUGCUUCAAGCAAUACAGACCUUCAAGAAGAAAGUUGCUGAAGAACCAAAUGAUGGAGCCAAUUACCUCUCCAUUUUGAUCGAUUGCUUUCGCAGCUACAAUGCUGAGCCGACCCCAUACGCGUACUCAUUCAUCAUUAGAUAUCUUUUCCAAAGGCAUAUGCUCUCCCAUCUUCCUCCAGUCCUCGAUCAUCUUGAGAAAGCCGAGAGAUUUGAUGUUCCACAGAGAAUCUUUGUCAGUGUCAUCCGGAGCUUUGGCAGGGCAAACCGCCUCCAUGAUGCUGUUGACAUCUUCCGCAGAAUCCCAAAUUUUCGAUGCACCCCCUCCGUGAUCUCUUUAAAUGCAUUGCUCUCUGUUCUUUGUAAGAGCAAGGAAGGCCUUGUUCUCGUCGGAGAUGUGUUGUUGAAGACUCCAGAGAUGAACAUUCGACUUGAGGCAUCUACAUUUCGGAUUCUGAUAAAAGCUCUUUGCAGGAAUGGGAAAUUGAAUUCUGCGAUUGAGAUUCUGAGAAUGAUGUCACUUCAUGAAUGCACCCCUGAUGCUAAAUUGUACUCACUAGUUCUUUGUUCACUUUGUAAACAAGCAGGUUCUGAUCAGGUAGUAGAAUUCUUGGAGGAAAUGCGAAAUGCUGGUUUUUUGCCGAAUGCAUUAGAGUAUAAUAGUGUCAUCGAUGUCCUAAUCAGAGAAGGCAAAGCAAAUGAUGCUUAUUCUUUUAUAACUCUGAUGAGAUUGGAGGGGAAAAGACCUGACAUCACCAGCUAUAACAGUAUUCUAGAUGGAUUCAUCUUGGCAAAUGAUUUCCAGAAGGCUGAUGAAUUGUUUGAUGAAAUGCUUUUAAUAGGCCUCUUUCCCAAUUCUGCCACUUACAAUACCUAUAUAAAUGGCCUAUGUAAGCAAGACAAUCUUGAACAAUCUCGUCAAAUGAUUACCUGCAUGGAGAGAGCAGGUUGCAAACCUGACAUAGAGACCUUCAAUGCAUUGUUGGCUGGAUAUGCAAAAGUGGGUGACAUGGCUAAAGCAAAGGAGCUUAUGAAUGAGGCUCUUGAUAAGGGCCUCCAAUGGAAUUCACAUAGUUAUGAAAUCCUGAUUGAUGGUUUCAUAAGCAAAGGUGAGAAGGAAGAAGCACGGCAGCUAUUAAUGGAGAUGAUAAGCAAGGGGUUUACUCCAGUGUCCUCGACUUCUAAUGCUUUGACAUGAAGGUUUUGUCGGAAAGCGCUCCCUUUGUGCAGCAACUAAAAUGCAAAGAGAUGAUCCGCCUCGAUAACUCCUGAUGGUCGUUCAUGUCAAGCUUUACUGGUUGGGCUCAAACUGUGCUUUCAGGAACCCUUGUUUUCCUUCGAGGACAUUUUUUGAGAAACAUCAUGCGGAUAACUCCCGAUGCGAAUUCAAACCACCUAGUCUUGCUGGCCAUCGUUCAAAAUUUGAUUGUGCAGUUAAGAAGUUUCCGAUGGAUUACUGAUCAUUGCAGUCCAGACACUGUUGCUUGUGUGAAGAAUCUAACAUGUUAUUAUUCUUUUAGUUUCAUCACUACAUGUGAGGCAUACACAUCUCAAGUUAAACAAUUUCUGAAGCUGAACUAGAUGUUAUUUGAGUCUUCAGAAAGUUACCAUGGCUUGAUGAUUGGUUCUUUGAUAGUCUCCAUCACCUGCUGCCACAAGCCUGCCAACUGAUGCGACGAUAACAUGUCUAUAAUCUAAAUAGCUGGUAAUCAGCCGGUUAUGUUAUGUUGCAUGGCCUUGGGCAUUGAACAAUUACGAUGAAUAAAAUGAUGUCUAUCAUUGUGAUUUA
This is a messenger RNA of Musa acuminata subsp. malaccensis (wild Malaysian banana), 2103 nucleotides long. Its product is annotated as pentatricopeptide repeat-containing protein At2g38420, mitochondrial. Gene Ontology annotation, molecular function: protein binding. The record is from RefSeq and is a predicted model, not a curated record. Lineage: Eukaryota; Viridiplantae; Streptophyta; Magnoliopsida; Zingiberales; Musaceae.